AUGGCAAAGAAGUCAAAGAAAGCAGACCAGUCCAAGGCGCAGGCAGCCGAACCCGUCGCUGCGCCGCCAGCCAACUUUGACUCGGAGCUCGACGCUUUCUUCAAGGCGGCUCCCCCGGCUCCAGCACCUGCUCCUGCUGCUUCGGCGUCGACAAGCAGCGUUGCAGUUAAGGCUGGGCCUUCCAGCUCAAAGAAGCGCAAAGCGGUCGAGCGACCCGUGGAAGAGACAGUCGAGGCGACAGAAGAAGCGCUUCUCGAUGAUGACGAGGACGACGAAGAGGAUGACGAGGAUGUAGAGAUGGAGGAAGGCGAUGGAGACCUGUCCAGCAUCGACGAAUCUCUCGACGACGAGGGCUCCCUUCUCUACAGCCAGAGCGAAGGCGAGGCCUCUGAUGCAGAAGAGGACGAGGAGGACGACUCAGAAGACGAGAACGAGCCCUACGUCCCACCUCAGCACGAAUCCGUCACCAAAUCCCAACCCACCUCGACCGCCGCAAAGAACCCCAAAAAGACCUUCAAAGAGGCGCCCGAGCCCUCCGAGACGCGAGACCAACGCACGCUCUUCAUCGGCAACCUCCCCAUCGAAACCGCUCAAUCCCGCUCCUUGCAGCGCAAGCUCGUCUCCCUGAUCGAGUCGCUCUCUCCCUACCCGAUCCUGACCAAGGCGCACGGUCUGCGCUUCCGCUCCGUCGCCUUCUCCGUUCCCACCGUCCACCUCGAUGCGGACGACGACCACGACGCUGACAAAAAGAAGGCUAAGAAGGGCAAAACCAAAGAACGAUCGCAGAACUAUCGCGAGGCGGUCGCCGCUGUCGAGGGCGAGUCCGCCCAAGCCCCGCUCACCGCGCAACAAAAACGCAAGAUCGCCUUCAUCAACAAAGACUUCCACGAGAAAGCCAAGAGCGUGUCCGCCUACAUCACCAUCGCUCACCCCUCUGCGGUGCUCGCGCACCUGCACGACAUUGCGCCUGCGAAAGCCAAGUCGAAGGGUGCCACGAGUGCCGGGCCUAUUGCGCUGGAUCCGAGGUUGACGGGCAGCGUGCUGGCCGCGCUCAUCGCCGCCUUUGCCGACGGGGCCGACUUCCAGGGUCGUCAUCUGCGCGUCGAUCUGGUGAAGUCCAUCUCGCCGAGCGAAGUGCUGAGUGCAGGAUUGGAAAAGGUCAAGUCGUUCGAUGGUGUGUUGGUUGGAUCGAGCAACAGCGCCGUGGACCCGAAAAGCACACUUUUCGUGGGAGGCCUCGACUUUGAGACGGACGAAGAAGAGGUGCGGGCCUUCUUCGAGGGUUUGCUCGCUGAAGAGAUUGGUGCCGCCGGUGACGCGAUCACCAUCCCGAUCACGGGACUGGAUGGCAAGCCUGCGCCGUCGUCGCUACUCGAGAGCCUCUCGUCGGAGUUCCCCUUUGUGCCACCGGAGAAGCGAUCAACGACCGAAUCGGUGACGCGCGCGGCGCAGUUCGUUCGCUCUGUCCGCCUCAUCCACGACGCCGCCACGCAGAUGGGCAAAGGCUUUGGCUACGUGCGCUUCACCUCGCAGCAGUGCGUCGACGAGGUGAUGGCGGUGUACAAUGCCGAGCAGGCGUUCCUCGACAGUCGCAAGGGCGUCAAAGGCAGUCUCGGUGCGAGCGCUGCCAUCGCUGCGGGAGGCAAGGAGUUCAAGCGUCGUCUCAAACUCGGUGGACGUCCCAUUCGCGUCGCUUACUGCAAGAGUCAGACCAAGACCUCCACCCCGCAACGCGGGGGCAAAAAGGGGAACAGGGAGGAGGAGCCAACGACACCGCGCAAAUCGCCCUACGAGCGCUCGAGCGGCGCCCCUACACCCAAUGGCACUUCGCCACACGUACUCGGGAAGAGGGUUGCAACGAAGAUCACACCAGGCAGCCCGACAGCUUCGCGCUCGGCGAACCCGGUCGAGAUCGCAAAGAAGGCGGAGCUGUACGCGACACUCAGCAAGGACCAGCGCAAGCAGAUGAAGAAGGACGAUUCCGACAGGGUCGAGCGCAGGAUGGCUAAGAAGAACAAGAAGUUGGGCGGUGCUGCGGCGGGCGCGAAGGUGGAUAGGAGUCUCCUGGCGGAGGGCGAGAAGGCGAGGAGCAAGGAGAGGGUCAAGUUGCGACAGCCUGCCGCUGGAUCGAAGGGUCCGAAGGGGCCGACUGGCGCGGCGGGUGGGAACAAGAGGUUCAAGAGUGGCCCCGGUGGCCCGCCGAGGAGAGGGCCUCCCAAGGGCAAGUGA
This is a messenger RNA of Kalmanozyma brasiliensis GHG001, 2229 nucleotides long. RefSeq names its product RNA recognition motif domain protein. The record is from RefSeq and is a predicted model, not a curated record. NCBI's taxonomy places the organism in Eukaryota, Fungi, Basidiomycota, Ustilaginomycetes, Ustilaginales. The transcript has a single exon. The coding region runs from base 1 to 2229 and encodes 742 amino acids. Gene Ontology annotation, molecular function: RNA binding.